Molecule: messenger RNA, 1030 nt
Organism: Orussus abietinus
Lineage: Eukaryota; Metazoa; Arthropoda; Insecta; Hymenoptera; Orussidae
Product: membrane metallo-endopeptidase-like 1
Exons: 8
Biological process (GO): protein processing
Cellular component (GO): plasma membrane
Molecular function (GO): metalloendopeptidase activity
Source: RefSeq, a predicted model, not a curated record
AUUGGGAGUAUAUUGAUGAACAACAAAAAUGAAUUAGAACUGCAGAUAAAUAAUUCUGCCUGGCUAGACCAAUCGGGCAAGUUGGCAUCAAUAUAUAAAAUUUCACAAUUGACAGAAUUUAUUGGACAUCCUACUUGGUACAGAAAUGACACUGCAAUCGAUGAAUAUUAUAAUAACUUAACGAUCGGUACCAGUUACUUCAGAAAUGGCUUAAACAAGAAACGAUUCUCGGUCAAGAAGUCAUUACAAGCGCUGACGAACACAAUAAACAAUAAUCUCAACAGUAUAGUAUGGAAGGAUGGAAUUUUCAGAAUGAAUGCGCAGUAUUCCCAGAAAAUCAACGCAAUAAUACUGCCAGCAGGAGUUAUGCAAUUACCAUUUUUCAUGAACGACAUACCCGAGCCCGUUCAAUAUGGCGCCCUUGGUUCAAUGAUAGGGCAUGAAUUAUCUCACUCUUUCGACGAAAGUGGACGAAAACUAGCUUACGACUCAUCACCAAUGAUAUGGUCCGAGGAAUCAGUUCGAGCAUUCAGAGCGAAAGCUCAAUGUUUUAUCAAUCAGUAUAAUAAAUUCCAAUAUGAACUAGAACCAGUAAAUUUUACCGCAUAUGUGAAUGGCGCAAAGACCGAAAUGGAAAACAUGGCGGACAAUGUUGGCCUUCAUAUUAAUUAUGCCGCUUUUCGACAAGAAACUAGACGUAAACAAAGGAAUUAUCGGAGAUUACCUGGCUUACAAUAUUUUCAAAACGAUCAGUUGUUUUUCCUCUCUUAUGCCAAUAUUUGGUGCGAAAAUACAAUGCCAGUAUACUUGGCGUACUUAACAAAAUUUCCUAGCAAUCACUGUAUUGGAAAGCAUCGAACUAUUGGUUCUUUAUCUAAUACAGAAGCUUUUGCCAAUGCUUUUCAUUGCCCAAAGGGCAGUGCCAUGAAUGCAAAUGAUAAAUGCAGUUUAUGGGCGUAAUAAAAAUGUGUUUCUAAAAUUUAUUGCGAUGCGGUUCACCUCCCCGACCAUCAAAUCGUCCUAAGUCCGG